CCGUUUUUUACGGAAAAAGCCGAGCGGUGGCGGAACUGUCCGGAACAUCCGGCUCUGGCUUCUCAACAUAAACAGAAAUGGCGGAGGCAGCAGCAUCGUCUACAGCGGCUUCAUCAGUAACAGGAGGUUGGACCAAACACGUAACCUGCAGAUACUUCAUGCAUGGUCUUUGCAAAGAAGGAGACAACUGUCGGUAUUCCCAUGAUCUGACCAACAGCAAGCCUGCAGCCAUGAUAUGCAAGUUCUUUCAGAAUGGAAACUGUGUGUUUGGGGACCGAUGCAGAUUUGAACACAGUAAACCCAUAAAGAAAGAGGAGCUGCCAACCUCCCAGACGCUGCCGCUGCCCUCCGCCCUGCCGGCCGCUCCAUCAGAUCCUGAACCCUGUGGGCUAACACCUGGAUCGGGGGCACAGGACUGGGUUAAUGCUGCUGAGUUUGUUCCUGGACAGCCGUACUGUGGACGGGGUGAGAGAACCGAGCCGGUCCAGGUGGAAAGUUCGGUCCCCCUCAUUGAAGACGUUGAAAGCGAUGCCACCCAGGACAGCAAAGAUGUGAGGAACCAGCUCUGUCCAUAUGCCGCCGUUGGAGAAUGCCGCUACGGACUCAACUGCGCUUAUCUCCAUGGCGACGUAUGCGACAUGUGUGGCCUCCAGGUCCUCCACCCCACUGACAACGCUCAGCGCUCAGAGCACACCAAGGCCUGCAUUGAAGCCCAUGAGAAGGACAUGGAGAUUUCAUUUGCCAUCCAGCGCAGCAAAGAUAUGAUGUGUGGUGUGUGCAUGGAAGUGGUUUUUGAGAAGUCCAAUCCGAGCGAGCGCCGCUUCGGCAUCCUCUCCAACUGCAGCCACUGUUACUGUCUGAAGUGCAUUCGCAAGUGGAGGAGCGCCAAGCAGUUCGAGAGCAAAAUUAUCAAGUCCUGCCCAGAGUGUCGAAUCACCUCCAACUUUGUCAUCCCAAGCGAGUACUGGGUAGAGGAUAAGGACGACAAGCAGAAACUCAUCCAGAAAUACAAGGAUGGCAUGGGGAGUAAACCAUGUCGAUACUUCGACGAGGGUCGUGGAACUUGUCCUUUUGGCUCAAACUGCUUCUACAAACACGCCUUCCCUGAUGGACGUCUGGAGGAAGCUCAGCCACAGCGAAGACAGACCGGAUCCAACAGCAGGAACCGGAACUCGCGGCGAACGCCUCUGUGGGACAUCUUCGAUGAGCGGGAAAGCACCGACUCGUUCGACAACGAUGACGAGGAGAUGGUGACGUUCGAGUUGAGCGAAAUGCUCCUCAUGCUGCUCGCCGCAGGGACCGACGAUGACAUCACGGAUUCAGAAGACGAAUGGGACUUGUUUCAUGAGGAGCUUGAUGAUUUCUACGAGAUUUACCUAUAGCAGCCCCUCCCCCACCCCCACCCCCCAUAUAUACUAGACACUAGAAUGGACUGUCUUGUGUGAGUGAUGGACAGUAGCCCCCCCCCGCCCCCCUUGUAUUGUGGCAGUGCCUUUAAGCAGGCCAUUAAUAAAUGAGUUUAUAAAAGAGUAAAAAAGAUUUCCAUGACUCAGUGCGCUCGUGCUAAACACUUUCUAGACAUCUAUCCUCGUGAGUCUUUCCUGUGCGUAUCUGUGAAGAGGAAAACUGAUCUAAGAUUUAACAAAAAUAACUUUGUUCAGAUAAUAAACGUUGUCACGUUUGUGGGUCGGGUCUGUUUCUCAUCCCAGGUGGUUGUACAUACUUCUGAGACUCUGCACUUGAACUUACUCAGCACCAUUUACUGUACCGGAGAUGGGCAUGUUGUAAGGUUUUACAUACGGUUUUGGAAGGCCGGAUCUUCUCUCCUGUUUGUUUAUAAAAGCUGCUGAUGAUAGCCAAUAUAUUGUGCUGUUUAAUAAAUUUACCAUAAUCAUUUUCAUGUACUGAAACGUGUUUGCUGUUUUUGUUUUCUCUGCAUUCAUUUUCUUUUUAUCGGUUUACAUGAUGAACUGUUUGAAAGCCUCAAAGACGAACCUGAAGCAGCUCGGAUCCACCAGAACUCAGAAACAAGCUUUCCCUGCCGGUCUGAAGGGAGUCUCCAAACCAGAUGUUGAGGUAGAUUUUUGUCAGAGCUGCAGUAGUUUAGCUCUGGCUGCUGCCGGUGAUGAAGACUACUAACCAAACCUGUCUCAUCUUUGGUUGGUUUGUUCAGUUUGAAGGAUUCUACGGAGAGAAAAGCGACUCAGAAUUAUCGUGUGUGUAUCUGAUCUGUAAACUGUGUAAACGAACUUUGGGUUCAUGCAAAUAUCUCUUCAAAUGCACACAGAAAUUUGCAUGCACAAAUUACGAGAAAUAAA
This is a messenger RNA of Melanotaenia boesemani (Boeseman's rainbowfish), 2318 nucleotides long. RefSeq names its product makorin, ring finger protein, 1 (gene mkrn1). The transcript has 8 exons. Lineage: Eukaryota; Metazoa; Chordata; Actinopteri; Atheriniformes; Melanotaeniidae. Gene Ontology annotation, molecular function: metal ion binding; ubiquitin protein ligase activity. The record is from RefSeq and is a predicted model, not a curated record. Gene Ontology annotation, biological process: protein polyubiquitination. The coding region runs from base 78 to 1382 and encodes 434 amino acids.